Molecule: messenger RNA, 2079 nt
Organism: Taeniopygia guttata (zebra finch)
Lineage: Eukaryota; Metazoa; Chordata; Aves; Passeriformes; Estrildidae
Source: RefSeq, a predicted model, not a curated record
CGGCACAGCCGUGAGGGGAUCCGGGCACAGCCCUGAGGGGAUCCCGGCGCAGCCCUGAGGGGAUCCGGGCACAGCCCUGAGGGGAUCCCGGGGCAGCCCUGAGGGGAUCCGGGCGCAGCCCUGAGGGGAUCCCGGCGCAGCCCUGAGGGGAUCCGGGCACAGCCCUGAGGGGAUCCGGGCGCAGCCCUGAGGGGAUCCCGGGGCAGCCCUGAGGGGAUCCGGGCGCAGCCCUGAGGGGAUCCCUGAGGAGAUCGCUGCCCGCCGUCCCUCGGCACAGCGGAUCCCGGGUUAAGGCGGAGGGUGCUGCCUGGCCGCGGCUCCCGCAGAACGGCAGAGCCUCGGGGUGUCCGAGCUGGGAGGGCCCCGCAGGAUGACCCGGCCAGCCCCGGUCCCGCACACAGCCCAGCAGUGCCGCCCCGUUCUGAGAGCGCUGUCCGAACGCUCCCGCAGCUCACGCUCUUCGGAACGGUUCAUAUUUAGGCACUUGAGGACAAAGUAAGACAUGGCAGAAGCAGUUUUUCACCCCCCAAGAAGGAAAAGAAGAGUUUUCGAGUCCUACGAGGCUCCUUUUCCUGUUGAUGUAGGGGGAAAAGAUUUCAGACUCUGCCAGGCUGAGAUCAUUAACAACAAUGUGAUUGUCAGGAACCCUGAGGAUAUUGAACAGCUCUACAACAAGGGCUAUUUUGGAAAAGGGAUCCUUUCCAGGAGCCGGCCAGUGUUCAGCAUUUCAGACCCUCUGCUAGUGGCCAAGUGGAGAGGUGUUAACACAGACAUGCCCAUAAUUACAUCUCAAAAGUACCAGCGCCGUGUGCAGUGGGCUCAAAGUGUCCUGCAGGAGCAGGGCCUCGACAGCUGCUCUGCCACCAAAAUCCUGGAGAGUUACACCAAACCCCUGGGGCUGCCCUUCUGCAGAGGGGCUGGGGCUGAACACACUGGGGACAGCUGCAGCAGAGGGGGCCCAGGAAAUGCAGAACUGUGCAGGAGAUCUGCUGGCAGGGAGGGAGCCCAAAGCCCUGAGGGGCACAGCCAGCGCCCCGACCAGGGAGGAGAUGCAGCCCUGGAUCCUGGGAGUGGCUCCAGGGACCAGGAACAGGGGGAUUCCAGGGAAAUGGCUGAAGGGUCCUGCCACAGGGACCCUCCUGUGCUCUGUGGCUGCGAGGGGAAGCAGAGCCCUGAGCAGAGGGCUUGGGAGGGGAUGGACUCCAGGGAAUGUGCUCCAGAAUAUGUGCUGGUGGAAGAGGAGGAAGAAGGCAGCUCCUGUCCUGAAGAUGGCUCCACUCGUGCACAAGAGAAUCUUGUGAAGAAGGAAGUAUUAGUAUGCAGAAAAAACCCAUUUAGGAUUUUUGAGUACUUACAACUCAGCUUGGAAGAGGCUUUUUUCUUGGUGUAUGCUCUGGGAUGUUUAAGUAUUUAUUAUGGAGAGGAGCCCCUGAGCAUCGUGAAGCUGUGGGAAGUGUUCAGUGAGGUGAAGCCUGAUUUCAAAACCACCUACAUGGCCUACCACUACUUCAGGGGCAAGGGCUGGGUGCCCAAGGUGGGGCUGAAGUAUGGCACGGAUCUCUUGCUGUAUCGAAAGGGGCCCCCGUUCUACCAUGCCAGUUACUCUGUCAUUGCUGAGUUGGUGGAUGAUAAUUUUGAAGGUCCCCUUCGCAGACCCCUCAGCUGGAUGUCCCUGUCUGGACUGAACAGAACAACUGCAAAUGCUUCUAAGGAGCUCAUGCUGUGCUACUUGAUCAGACCUUCUGACAUGACUGCAGAGGAGAUGUCAACCCCAGAGUGCAUGAAGAGAAUCAAGGUUCAGGAGCUGAUCGUGUCUCGUUGGGUUUCCUCCCGUGAGCGCAGUGAGCAGGAUGAAUUUUAACCGACUGCACAAGAAAACCUCACUUUUUAGAAACUAUUUCUAGUUGUUUUUACCUGAUCUCAUGAUGAACUGUUGGCCCAGAACAUUUUCUACCAACAUACUCACUUGGUUUGUGUAAAUGCUGUUUAAAAUGAGGUGUAUCAUGUUUACUGGAGAGAAUGUUUUACUGAAGAAUGAAAAGCUGUGUUCCAACUCAAAAUACAGAAGAUAAAAAGGUG